GACUCUUUGUUAUCCUUUCGCGUGGAACGAUGGUCCUUAUUAUAUGUAGUUAAUUUUUUAUGGUCUGUCACGUUAAAUGUUUGUAAACAUUUAAAGAAAUUGAUUUAUUUCUUAUUUAUUUAUUUAUUUCAUUCUAACAAAAGUAUUAUGAAAUACACAAUUACAAUAAUUAUGGUUUCGCCAAACUGCUUGACAGCUUGUUGGAGAAAUACAGCACUCUUUACUGAAAAAAUUAUAACUUAUAUCUAUUACGUUAAGAUCUAGUUUGGGUAAAUAAUUAAUUUGGGUGAUUAUUUUUUAAUUAAGUCCAAUACAAAGAAACUUGAAGGAACUGUCAUAAGGUCUAUACCCCAGAAAAUAAGUCCGUAUCUGAGCAUUGAGGAAAUAUAUGCAUGAUAAGCCGUCAAAGCUGUUGAUUAGCCCAUAUUGAUUUUCAGUUUGAAGUUUCAAGGAAAGAUUAUUAACUACAAUAUAUGUAUAUAUAGUUUUUGAUGUUCAUAAGUGGUUUUCAUGUUCAAAUAAUACGUUUGACUUUUGUUCUUAAUGUUAGCUUAAUUUUAACAGUGUCUCAAUCAAGGUCUUUUUUGUUACAGAUUUCUGGAACUACUUUACCGGAACAGUUCAUUCCUAGAACAAUUUGGAACUGUGCGUCAAAUUUAUUUAUCGACGAAUUCAACUGAUGGUGGCGCUUGAGAGUGAGAUUAUGCGAAGGCACGCGAACUAGAGAUGGCGCUGCUGUUUGGAGCCUUGGUGCUGGCUCUAGUGGGGUGUACAGGAUGCACAGACAACACAAACGGCGUGAACACGGACAGUGCGCAAGAGCUGGACUACACGGACGUGGACCUGGGUCUGGCGCAGCGAGGACCACAUUUUGACGUGGCGUACUCCAAGAACGUCACGGCGCUGGUUGGAAAGACGGCGCAGCUUAACUGCAGAGUGCAUGAUCUUGGAAACAGAACAGUCUCAUGGAUCCGACACCGCGACAUCCACCUCCUGACGUCCGGCCGGAUGACGUACACGUCGGACCAGAGGUUCAUCAGCGUCCACAAUCCUCAUACAGAAGACUGGAUAUUGAAAAUAAGGUUCCCGCAGCGCCGGGAUUCGGGCGUCUAUGAGUGCCAAGUCGGCACCACCCCGCCCAUUGGUCACCGGAUGUAUCUAUCCGUCGUUGAACCGCUGACGACGAUCCUGGGAGGUCCAGACCUGUUCAUCAACAUGGGCAGCACCAUCAACCUGACGUGUGUGGUGCAGCACUCCCCUGAGCCGCCUCCGGCUAUUAGAUGGACACAUAAUGAAGAGGAAAUAAACUACGACUCCCCCCGCGGCGGGGUGUCGGUCAUCACAGAAAAGGGGGAGACUACCACAUCCCACCUUUUAGUGCAGCGGGCACGAGUGCCCGAUACUGGCCGUUACACGUGCGCCCCGGCCAACGCCAAUCCGAAAUCCGUGCAAGUGCACGUUCUUAGUGGAGAACACCCAGCAGCAAUGCAGCACGGUGGCCAGCUGCGUCUGCAGUACCCGCUGUCGGCGGCGCUGCUCAGCCUCAUCGUCACCCUUAUGGGAUGCUAGCUAGACGGAGCUAGACGUAUAAUGGCCUGAAUGCUUUUACUGAUAUUUGACUUGUUUCGACUAGUCCAAACCUACUUCAAUGUAAGGUGCGGUAGGUACCGAGAGAAGUGAAACCGUACCGCUUUAGAUUACGAUAUGGUUACCAAAAAUGUAAUAAGCAAUCUUGAGGAUUUUUGCUUAUGGCUUCAGCGAUUCGAAUCCUGAUU
Messenger RNA from Cydia pomonella (codling moth), 1775 nucleotides. RefSeq names its product zwei Ig domain protein zig-8-like. The transcript has 10 exons. Gene Ontology annotation, cellular component: neuron projection membrane. Lineage: Eukaryota; Metazoa; Arthropoda; Insecta; Lepidoptera; Tortricidae. Bases 727 to 1569 code for a protein of 280 amino acids. The record is from RefSeq and is a predicted model, not a curated record. Gene Ontology annotation, biological process: synapse organization.